AUGCAUGUCAUACUCUGCUGACUUGGCAUAUGGCAUGUUCAUGCACUCCUGACAUGAUACAAUCAAGAGUGCACUCUUGAUACAAUGGAUGGUGGCCUACUCCUGGUUCUCUGUGUCUUGUCCUUCAUUCUAGGGUUCCUCUCUGUUGCACUGUACGUCAGUUGGCAGCAGGCCCGUCAUGUGAGGAAGGUGUGGACAGAGAGCAGCCCUCAAUGGACACAAGUCGGCUGUCACAAGGUGUUGGCACCCUCCGUUGAGCCAUGCCCCCUCCAGUUCAACAGUCAACUCACUGGAGUGAGGAACAUUGAUGAAGAACUAGAAAAGCUGUUGUCCCUCGGACUACGAGACCUUUUCGAGAGCUGGUAUCACACCCACGUCAGUCCUGACCCAGUGUGUUCCCAAGAAGCCCUAGAACUGGCCCAUAAUGUGAUUCAAGAAGUAACCGCGGCUGGCAGAGAGGUCGACUAUCUUGCCUUCUUCAUAGAGACACUCAUGAAUGAUUUUAUGGAUCACAUGAGGGCGUACAAGGUGGCGUGUGGGACUGCAUCAGUGGGUGUGGUCACAGGUCAAAGUGCAGCAAUAUGGAACGAGGCGGUGGAGACAGAGUUCUUCAAGUGUGAGAGUGGGGAGAACCCGUGGAGGGCCGUCUGAUGUGACAGGGAAGCCAAGAUAGGAACCAGCAUUGUACAGCUGUACCUUUUAUCACGAGUAUUAAUCUACUCCUGCUAGCAUGGAUUUGCCUGUGUUGUUUAUAGUGUGGAUGGUGCAAUUUCAUUAAUGUAAAGUGUAUUAUUGAAGUGAAGAAAGAAAUGUCUUUUUCUCAUCCAAUUUGUCAAACCUACCACACACACACGCACACACGCACGCACACCCACACACACACCCACACCCACACCCACACACACAGCCUACCUGUACCGUCUCUCUGAGCUGCUGCUGUGUAUUGUGCUCCCAGAGGACGAGUUCUCUUCUCCGUCCCUCCAGGCCCUCCUCACCGAUGUGUUGGUCUGGAAGGUCUGGACGCCAUUGCUCAAGACAUUAGCUCUACCAGACAACAUCAACGCCACCUUCAUAUCAAUG
Messenger RNA from Halichondria panicea, 1080 nucleotides. RefSeq names its product sorting nexin-13-like. Bases 85 to 651 code for a protein of 188 amino acids. NCBI's taxonomy places the organism in Eukaryota, Metazoa, Porifera, Demospongiae, Suberitida, Halichondriidae. The transcript is spliced from 4 exons. The record is from RefSeq and is a predicted model, not a curated record.